CUGCUGAAUUCCACCUACCUGUACUGAAUCCUGGGGAACUGCUGCAUCGCAACAGUGACCGAGUAUGCAUGGUAUUGGCAGCCCACGCACAAUACGAGCAUGCCAAUUGCUAUUGUUCGAAUGCCCUUCCAUAAUGACCACCUAUCCAAACCUCUUCCCACACCCGUGGUGAAGUGAGUUCCUCCUAUUGUGCCUCACAUACAAUACCAGACCCACGCCCGGCGAGCACCCUAUUAUCAUGAACCACUCCUAUUAUAACAUCAACACCAUUGUUCCCUAUAGCACAAUAGAGCAAAGACAGAAAUAUAAUAUCUUUUCCAUCCCCUCUCCCUCGAGCUUCCCUUUCCCUCCAAUAUCCCAUCCGCCUCCCAAUUGCAAACAACCAGCAGAAAUCCCCCCUUUUCCCAAUCUCCCCUUCAAAAAACCAUCAUAUCAUAAAAAUGUCUUCUUCUUCCUCCUCCUCUCCCUCCCCAUUCAUCUUCGCCCCCACAACCCCAACCUUCACCGCCGGCGGCAGGCCGCUGGCCGACCUCCAACGCCGCAUCGCCUUCCUCUCCAACCUCGUCCGCUCGAUGCGCAAGCGCGAACUCGCAGCCGACGCACGGGCCCUAGCCGCCAAGCGCGACUUCGACGUCCUGUUCGCUGCCUUCCACCACGCCGCAGCGCUGUACACAUGCGACCCGCGCAAACUACUCGAGAUGGCGGGCGUCGAAACGAGCAAGACGACUGCCGCAAACUCCGCAAACGACGCUGAUGACGAGUACUACGACCAACUGGUGCGCAUGCAGGAGCGUGUCGCCGAGCUCAAGUCGCGCAACGCCGAACUCACAAAAGACAACAAAAGGCUCCAGGACGAAUUGGGUUCCGCGCGCGAGGAGGUGUCGACAAAGGACACGGCGCUCUCCAGUGCGACGGCGGAUAUCGAGAAACUGCGAGACCAGCUGGCGCGCGCGCACGAGGACCUCGAGCACGAGCGCAAGAGCAACGAAGCCGCCGACGCGCUCCUAGCCGCCGCCUACGCCGACCACGAAAACACGAAGCAGCAACUCGACAAGGUGAAAGACGAGCGCGACGGGCACGAACUCGCGAUCGCGGACGCGCACCUGAAACUCGACAGUUUGAGGAGGGAGUUCGCGGAGCAGCAGGAGAAACUGGCCGAGCAGGAGCGUGCGGGGGAGAAUUUGGUGGUGUUGCAGAGGAAUGUUGAGGAGUUGGCUGAGGAGAUUGAUGAUCAGGCGAAUGCGAUUCAGGACCGGGAUCAUGUGUUAAAGGUCAAGGAUGCGAGGAUUGCGAAGCUUGAGGAGGAGUUGCAGAGGGCGUUGAAGGUUUCGAGGGUUGCGGAGGGGUUGGUUGAGGCGGUUGGGAGGACCGCGGAGGAGCUGGUGGUUUUGCCUGGAGGGAGUUCGUUGGAGGCUGAGUUGGGGGGGAUUGAGGAGGAUGAGGAGGAAGAAGAAGAAGAAUGGGAGGAGAGGGAGCGGCUCGAGUUGGUGGGUGUCAUUGAGAGCGCUUCGAUUAGCAUUGCGUCUGUGGACGUGUGGGUCGAGACGAGGGAGAAGGAGACGAUGACGGAGGUGGAGCCCAAGCCCAAGACGAGGGACAUGGAGACCAUGACGGACAUGUUGGAGAAGAAGGAGAGGGAGACCAUGACAGACAUCUCCGAGAAGAACUCGAUGCAGACCAUGACCGACACCGCCGCUCGCAAGUCCGACAAGCAAACCAUGACCGACGGCACCCUCACCCUCCCCAUCAUCGAGACAAAGACAAAGCACAAGCAUCCGCAAACCCAAACCCCUCCCACCUCCCCCUCCAGAUACCUCCUCGCCCUCCUCAUCCUCCUCUCCAGCAUCCUCUACGCCCAACUCCUCGCCCGCAACGAAGCUCUCGCCUCGUGCUCCGGCUACGCCCGCGGCGCAUACGGCUCCCCGGGUUAUCUGCUCGGUGUGGUUCCUUUCGGCUGGGACGUUGGGUCCGGGGCGUGGGAGGAGAGGGUGGGGAGGUGGGUUGCUAUGGCGGCCAUGGGGGUGGAGGAGUGGGUGGGUGUGGAGAAGUGGGUCGGGCAUUAG
This is a messenger RNA of Westerdykella ornata, 2063 nucleotides long. RefSeq lists its product as uncharacterized. The transcript has a single exon. NCBI's taxonomy places the organism in Eukaryota, Fungi, Ascomycota, Dothideomycetes, Pleosporales, Sporormiaceae. Bases 441 to 2063 code for a protein of 540 amino acids. The record is from RefSeq and is a predicted model, not a curated record.